Haplochromis burtoni (Burton's mouthbrooder) is the source of this 2463-nucleotide messenger RNA. Its product is annotated as zinc finger protein 239. The transcript is spliced from 4 exons. The record is from RefSeq and is a predicted model, not a curated record. Bases 59 to 1831 code for a protein of 590 amino acids. NCBI's taxonomy places the organism in Eukaryota, Metazoa, Chordata, Actinopteri, Cichliformes, Cichlidae. Gene Ontology annotation, biological process: regulation of transcription by RNA polymerase II. Gene Ontology annotation, cellular component: nucleus. Gene Ontology annotation, molecular function: DNA-binding transcription factor activity, RNA polymerase II-specific; RNA polymerase II cis-regulatory region sequence-specific DNA binding.
UGAUCACCGCUGAGCAGCAGAGGAACAUUUUCAGCCACUUGGACUCAGCUCAGUCACGAUGGAUUCAACACAAAAGGACCAACAUGGAGAGAGAAGUCAGUGCUCUCAAGAGGCCGACAAACUUCACAGAAAUAAGGCGGAGGAAACAUACAGUUGUGACGAGUGUGGGAAGGAGUUUAUUGGGCAGUCUAACCUGAAAUGUCAUCAACUCAUCCACACUGAAGAAAGACAAUUUAGCUGUGACUUGUGUGGAAAAUCUUUUACUAAGCCUGAACACUUAAAAACACACCAACUCAUACACUGCAAAGUUAAAGCGCUCAGCUGCGAUCAGUGCGGCAGAGUUUUCACUCAGUGUAGCAGCUCAACGAUGUAUCAAGUUACCCACCCUGGAAUUAAGGUGGAGGACUGUGACAUGUGUGGAAAAACUUUCAGCCAGUUAGGAUACCAAAAUAUGCAACUACCCACUCACACUCUACAUGGUGAUUACUACUGUGAUCAAUGCGGCAAAAAGUGCGCAACAGACACAGAAUUGCACCACCACCUGUUUACACACACUAUGGAGAGACCUUAUAAAUGUGACCUGUGUAAUAAGGCUUUUACAACUCUACGGUUCCUGAAAAAACACCAACAGAUCCACACCAGAAAGAAACUCUACAAGUGCAGUUACUGUGAGGACCAACAUGGAGCGAGAAGUCAGCGCUCUCAGGAGGCCGACAAACCUCACAGAAGAAAGGGAGAGAAGAAAUACAGCUGUGAUGAGUGUGGGAAGAAUUUUACUCUGAAGUCUGAGCUAAAACAUCAUCUGUUCAUCCACACUGGGGAGAAACCAUUCAUCUGUGACUUGUGUGGAAAGUCUUUUAGACAGCCUGCAAACUUAAAAAAACACCAAGUCACCCACACUGGAGUUAAAGCGUACAGCUGUGAUCAGUGUGGCAAAGCUUUUACUGUCAGAGGCAACUUACGGCGUCAUCAAGUUACCCACUCUGAAACUAAGGCGCACAGCUGCGACAUUUGUGGGAAAACUUUCACUCAUCUAACAUACCGAAAUACUCACCUACGCAUCCACACCAGGCAAGAUGUUUACUGCUGCGAUCAGUGUUUGAAACCGUUUGUGACAUACUAUGAAUUACAGCAGCACAUGCUUACCCACACUGAGGAGAGACCUUAUAAAUGUGACCUGUGUGAGAAGGCUUUUAAAGAGCCAAAUUCCCUGAGAAGACACGAACAGAUCCACAGCAGAAAGAAACUCUACAAGUGCAGUUACUGUGAGAAGCAGAGCGACACAGAUGGAUCCAGUUCUCAACCGUGUCGCCACUGUGGUGGUGGGAAAGCGUUGCGUUGUGACCUUUGUGGAAAAACUUUCAAUAAUGAAAAGAACCUAAAGCUACAUCAACGUAGACACACUGGAGACAAAAUGAACUACUGCAAAGAAUGUGGGAGAGGCUUCCCCACACCAAGUGCAUUAAAAGAACAUGAAAUCUAUCACAGUGGGGUUAAAAAGCACGUGUGUGACCAGUGUGGGUCAUCCUUCACCACUGCAGAUCAUCUUAAAGUGCAUAAACGAGUCCACACAGGAGAGAAACCAUACAAGUGCAGACACUGUGACAAAAGUUUCUCGUACUCAGGGAGUCGUAACAAUCAUGAACUUACACACAUUGAAGGAAACUACAGCUGUGACCAGUGUGACAAAAGCUUCAAGAAUCUCAGUUCAUACUCCAAACACAAGCGAUCCCACGCUGUUAACAAACUUUUUCACUGUUACCAAUGUGCACAAACAUUCACUUCAUUAUCUGCUCUACGCAACCAUCGACGUGAUCAUGCAGGACUGUGAUCACUGGAUCACAAUGAAUCUGCAGAGGCAGAAAGAUCCUCUCCUGGUUUCAGGGUCAGACUUAAAAACCUUGAGAUCAGGCUCCACAGAGUUCAGGUGGAGUCUCCUGUAAAGAGUGCCACCUGAUGUCACACUUGGAUCUGAUGAGGUAGCUCUGCUUUCUGGAGCUGCAGUGAAUAAUCCUGGGGUUUAUUUAGGAAGCUGCAAGUAUAGAUGUGUACAUCAAGUUUUUUUCCCUUUGAGGGAUUUUAAUAUUCUAAAAUGUUAUCCCUGUUACAUUUUAAUCUUUGUUCUCUUAGGAUAUAAAGGUUAUAGGAAUACAUUUUAUUUUAUAUUACCAAACUGGUAUGUUUCUAAACUGCAGAUGUGCAUAGAAACAUUAUUUUUUUACAUUUCAUUUUAACUCCGUUUUUUUUUUUUUUUUGCUUUUUCCCCCAAAUCUACUGUUUCACUGUUACCAAUGUGUAAUUAUGUUCAUUAUCUGCUCUGUGCAAACAUCAUCAUGACAAUGGCUGAAAUCAUUCCUAUCAUUGGAUCAUAAUGAACCCUUCAACUGACAGGGAGCUUGUUCCAUCCUUGCAGGAGUCCACUCUGCAGGUGGGGGAGAGGUGAGAAUAAACUUAACCUGGGUG